Porites evermanni is the source of this 1937-nucleotide messenger RNA. NCBI's taxonomy places the organism in Eukaryota, Metazoa, Cnidaria, Anthozoa, Scleractinia, Poritidae. The record is from the annotation of a GenBank genome assembly.
AUGAACAACACUACAAUUCUACCCAAAACAGGAAUUUCAAACCCGCCAUCGCCGCCUAAUAGCAACGUUGACAUGGUUCUUCAAGUGUUGUUUGGCGUUAUUGCCGCGGCUUCUUUCCUAUUCAAUUUGUUGUUCUGUGUCCUGCUUUUAAAAAGGCCUUCCAUGUUGAAGAAAGGACACAAUAUUCUUCUGUUUAGCCUAGCAGUGGUUGAUAUGCUUACCGGUGAGUUCCGUCAGUUCCCAUCACCCAGGCAUAACUAACCAUUCAUAGGCAAAAGGGACUUAGGCACAAAUGUGCCGGCUCACUUUUCUGGGUGGUUUAGGCGGUCCUUAUAAUUGGGAUGACCUCAAAAGAUUUGCAAUUAGUCUUUGAAGUAAAAUUUAAUUCAUUGCACAGUUCUUUUCACAGACUUCGUUUCAUUUCAUAAUCAACUGAGAGUCAAAUGGUUGUAAAGCCCGCCAGACUCCUUUGAGGACGUGGCGGUGCACAACGUUCGAUGACUCAUCCUAUCAUUUUGAUCUUAUUGACCAAUAAAAGAAGUCGCAUUAAUCUAUUCAGUUACAAUUUUUUAACAAAAAACAACACCGUAAUUUUUAGAGAGUUAUUAUAACUCCAAAAAUGGAGUAAAAAUUUUAGGUACAGGAUAACCCCUUUUUUGGGGUUAUUUUAACUCCGGAUUUAACUCCGAAUUUGGGGUCAUUUUUACCCCUCAAAAAGAGUUGUUUUUACUCCCAGUCUGGAGUUAACAUAACUCCUAAAUUGGGUUGCUGUUACUCCUUACAUGGGUUGUUUUUACUCUUUUUGGAGUUAAUUUAACUCUGAAAGUGGAGUAAAACUUUUAGGUACAGGAUAACUCCUUUUUGGGGGUUAUUUUAACUCCUCAAUAUCUGGGGUCACUUUUACUCCUGACAAAGAGUUCUUUAAACUCCUUUUUGGAGUUAAAAUAACUCCCCAAAAAAUAACUCCACUGUAAGGAGUUAAAUUAUUCCCACUAGAGGAGUUAUUAUAACUCCUUGAAAAUUACUGUGAAAGGAUUGUGCACCGUCGGAGAGCUUCCAACAUAAACUGCAGCAUUGUUGUUUUUAUCUUUGAUCAAUGCCGCCUUUCAUAACCAGUGUCCUCUACUAACUGUGAUUUAAUGCAUUUUUUUCUGGUUUCUUUCUUCCUUUUAGGUAUUUUUCUGGUUGCUACUCCAGGAUACGUCAUUUCUAAGUCCUCCUACCCAGUCCCCAGCGGAAUAGGAGGGGAGAUUUUCUGUCGUCUGCUAGAUAACAGAUAUCUGCUGUUUGGAAUGGGCAAAGUAUCGAUUCUUCUCGUGGCCUGUCUUGCCAUUGAGCGUUGGUACUGCGUCCUAAAGCCUACUCAAUACAGGCAGCAGUUUAGCAGAAAGCGUAUCAUUAUUUACGUUUUCAUGUCGUUCAUUGCAACUUGUAUUCUUUCAAUGAAUAAGUUCUUUGAAAACAGCCUAUCUGGCAACAAAUGCGCUUCCAAAAAAGCUCCCUACGGAAUUUAUGGCACAAGAGCUUUUGUCUUCGCCUACAGUUUUGCCGCGUUUUACAUUCCUUGUUUUGUAACAUGGCUAACGUUUUGCCACAUCACACUGCAUUUUCCAUCAUCCCCCGGGGACAAUAACGAAAGCGUCAAUAAAAAGAGGCGACAGAGAGCGCUAUUGCGCAUGUGCGCUUUAACGGCCAUUGCCCUAACUGUUUGCGGCUUUCCCACUCAAACCUUUUACAUUCUCUAUCCUUUUGGAAUUACGAAGCUUGGUAGCCCAUUGCAUAAAGGAUUUAACGUUCUAGCGCUUUUUAAUUCGUGCAUGAACCCUUUGAUUUAUUGGAUCACUAAUAAGGAAUAUCGAAAAGAGUUCAAAAAACUUUGGGGCUGUAAUAAAGGUAAUGAAAUAUCUCCUGAGCUCACACAAGCGUCAGUGAGCUAA